CAUCACCUCUUCGCGCGUAAAAAGCGGACCACACGGACACCACUCUGGAUGCUGAACAGCGAGAGGGCACGGGCCUCUGGGUAGAAACAUGUCAUUGAAGCUGGUCUAGUUAAUUGGUGAACGCGAGGUGAGAAAUGCGGGCGGCGAGUUUGAACAGAGCCCGCCGCUGUGUUGAUCCUCUCCGUCAACAACAGUCCAGCUUCCAGUUCGUAUAAAGGCGCAGAUCUGAGGAACCACCGGGACUAUGUGAACACCAUGCUCGCGGUGAGAUGCCUGCUGCUCGCUGCAGUUUGUUCACCGACCUCUGUCACAGGUCUGAGAGAAUGGAUCAGCGCAGGGGACAGAUUGGGCCCCUCAGAGGAGAUAGUCCAACCCAAACGGCUUCUACAGCAAAUCCACACAAACGAAGAGCUACUCCACAGCAAAUUAGACACAUGGGUCAAGAACUACACCUCCACAGAGCUGCCUGUCCAUCUGGCUCAGAGCAGCUUUCUCAUCGAGGCGUUUGGCACAUCGUUUAUCCUUGACCUGGAGCUGAACCAUAACCUCCUUUCUACAACAUAUGUGGAGCGUCACUUUGAUGAGCAUGGACAGCCCUCUGAAAACAUGGGAGGAGAGCACUGCUAUUACCAUGGUCAAAUCAGAGGGGUCAAAGGGUCAUGGGCUGCUCUGUCCACCUGCCAUGGUCUACAGGGAAUGUUCAGCGAUGGGAACUUCUCAUAUGGGAUUGAGCCUGUCAGCAGUGGAGAGGACCACAUUGUGUGUCGUCUUCCAGAGAUCAGUCUCUUCCCACCUCCCUGUCCUGGAUGCACGGACAACUCUACAUUGGCACCAGAGGGAUCCAUGGAUUUCAGUGGAGACAUGACGACUCAGGAGGAGGAGAAGCCAGCCCUAACACACAGUCUUAGGAGGUUGAAAAGGCAGCUCAGUUCUUUGCCGGUGAGAAGAGGCCAGCGCACCGUGCAGACUGAGACCAAGUACAUAGAGCUGAUGGUGGUCAACGAUCAUGAAUUGUUUGUGCAGCUGAGGAGGUCGACCACUCACACCAAGAACUUUGCCAAAGCAGUGGUGAACAUGGCGGAUGCGAUCUACAAGGAGCAGCUGAACACACGCAUCGUCCUGGUCGCCAUGGAGACCUGGUCGUCUGAAAACAAGGUGGCAGUGGGCGACGAUCCUCUGGUAACGCUGAGGGACUUUAUGAAGUACAGGAGAGAGAGUAUUCGAGAGCGCUGUGACACCGUGCACCUCUUCUCUGGGAGGACGUUCAUGAGCAGCCGAAGUGAGGCAGCGUACAUUGGGGGGAUCUGCUCUCUGACCAGAGGAGGCGCCAUCAAUGAGUAUGGCAGUGUGGGUCCCAUGGCCAUCACACUGUGUCAAAGUUUGGGACAGAACAUUGGGAUGUACAGGAACAAGGAACGGGCUGCUGCAAGUGAUUGCAGGUGUCCAGACCCAUGGCUCGGCUGUAUCAUGGAGGAUACAGGUUACUAUUUGCCAAGGAAAUUUUCUCGCUGCAGUAUAGAUGAGUAUCUGCGUUUCCUACAAUUGGGAGGAGGCAGCUGUCUCUUCAACAAACCCAGCAAGCUGUUGGAUCCCCCUGAGUGUGGUAAUGGAUAUGUGGAGCCGGGCGAAGAGUGCGACUGUGGCUCAUUAUUAGAAUGUGCUCGAAGUGGAGCCAAUUGCUGUAAAAAGUGCACUCUUACCCAUAAUGCAAUGUGCAGCAACGGGCUGUGCUGUAGAGACUGUAAGUACGAGCUGCGAGGAGUGACGUGUCGAGAUGCUGUUAAUGACUGUGACAUCCCUGAGACUUGCACCGGAGACUCGAGUCAGUGUCCUCAUAAUGUACACAAACUGGAUGGGUACAUGUGUGAUGCAGGACAGGGGCGCUGUUAUGGAGGUCGCUGUAAAACCAGGGACGGACAAUGCCGGACUCUGUGGGGUUACAACUCUGCGGACCGAUUCUGUUAUGAAAAACUCAACUCUGAAGGAACAGAACAAGGGAACUGUGGCUACGACCCCAACGGACAGGGGUGGCUGCCUUGCAAUAAACCAGAUGUGCUGUGUGGUUUACUGCUGUGUACCAACAUGACAGUGAGGCCCAGGUUUGGAGAGCUACAAGGAAAGAUCACCAGUCUGACCAUCUACCACCAGAGCAGAUACCUGGACUGCAGGGGCGGUCAUGCUGUGCUGGAUGAUGGCUUAGACCUGGGAUACGUGGAGGAUGGGACGCCCUGUGGUCCAAACAUGAUGUGUUUGGAUCGUCGCUGUCUCCCAGUGACAACCUUUAACCUCAGCACCUGCCCUGGCUCUUCCCCCUCACGCAUCUGCUCACACCACGGGACUUGCAGUAAUGAGGUGAAGUGCAUCUGUGAUCCAGACUACACAGGGAAGGACUGCAGCGUGUUCGACCCCAUCCCCAUCCCCACACCCCCUGAGGGACCUGAGAAAUACAAAGGUCCCAGUGGCACUAAUAUCAUAAUUGGUUCGGUUGCUGGUGCAAUUCUGCUGGCAGCGAUAAUCCUGGGGGGCACUGGCUGGGGAUUUAAAAACAUCAGAAGAGGAAGGUAUGAAGCUGCUUAUUCGUUUUAAUCACCAACAUCAUAGUAAUGCCACAACAUUCAAUAGAUAUAUCUGGCUAUAU
Molecule: messenger RNA, 2638 nt
Organism: Boleophthalmus pectinirostris (great blue-spotted mudskipper)
Lineage: Eukaryota; Metazoa; Chordata; Actinopteri; Gobiiformes; Gobiidae
Gene: adam11
Product: ADAM metallopeptidase domain 11
Exons: 26
Coding region: 256-2586 (776 amino acids)
Biological process (GO): proteolysis
Molecular function (GO): metalloendopeptidase activity
Source: RefSeq, a predicted model, not a curated record